GUCUUUGAAUCAUUUCCAAAAUGGCGGCUUCUCUGUUCGGUCCAACUGCGCGUUCCUCAUCUAAGAAUUUGCUCGAGUUUCGAGCAGGGAAAAUGAACUUGAAGGGUACCACAGUCACCGCGGAUAAACGCAAAGGACAGGUGUACAUUCAUCAAAGCGAGGACUCACUUAUGCACUUCUGUUGGAAAGAUAGAACUUCAGGCAAAGUUGAAGAUGACUUGAUCAUCUUCCCGGAUGACAUUGAGUACAAACGUGUGAAGCAAUGCACCACUGGGCGUGUCUACAUUCUGAAGUUCAAGUCGUCGUCACGCAAGUUCUUCUUCUGGAUGCAGGAGCCUAAGACGGACAAAGACGAGGAAUACUGCACCAAAGUCAACAGCUUGCUGAAUAACCCGCCCACACCAGGAUCAACAAGUAGUGGUGGCGGGGGCCUGUCUAGCGGACUGGCGGCAGCACUAGAAGAGCAACUGGGUGGCAUGGGUGAAAGUCAGCUGCAAGGUCUUCUGGGUAAUAUGGACCAGCAGCAGCUGUUGCAACUGCUGAGUGGUUUUGGCGGCAUGCCGAGUGGUAACAGUAGCGCCCCACCUCCAAUGGCUUCGCCAACUCCUACGCGAGUGCAGUCCUCUCCAGGGCCCAGAACGAGCUCUUCUGCGGCAGAGACUCCAAAUAUCCGCCCAGCGACAGCAGUGCCUAAUGCCCCUCCCCCUGCCACGCCCCCACCGCGACAGGUGGUGCAGCUGAGUGACCUGCAGAAUAUCCUGUCAAAUAUCCAGGCCACGCCUGACCAGGGGCAACAACAGGAAAGUGUUGAUCUGUCCAGGGUGUUGACACCUGAAGCCAUUGGCCCCUUGUUGAAUAACCCUGAGUUCCGUGAAGGCCUUGCCCCUUUCUUGCCCUCGGGUAGUGAGCUGCCCCCAGUGUCAUCAGAAGUGUCCUCCACUCUCUGGUCUCCACAAUUCCAGCAGGCUGUUGGGAUGUUCAGCACUGCUCUUCAGUCAGGCCAACUUGGUCCGCUCAUGUCCCAGUUUGGUUUUGGUGAAGAUGUAGUGAUGGCUGCUGCUCAGGGAGACAUGGACCAGUUUGUGCAGGCCCUUCAGGCGUCCUCACGCCCCACCACUGCUGGGAGCACUAGUGCCGAGAGCUCACGUGCACCCUCCGCUGCCGAGGAGAAGCCAAAGAAAGACGAUGAUGAAGAUGAACACAUGAGCCUGGAUUGAUUAUGCUUCCUUUAGGACCUUGUAACCAGCUUGAUAUUGUAAUGAAUGCUAGUAAAAAGAAGAGAGACUUCUGAAAUACUGUAUGUUGAAUGCUAGUUCAAUAAAAAGAGUCCUCUAAAA
This is a messenger RNA of Nematostella vectensis (starlet sea anemone), 1337 nucleotides long. RefSeq names its product proteasomal ubiquitin receptor ADRM1. Gene Ontology annotation, molecular function: ubiquitin binding; proteasome binding; endopeptidase activator activity. Gene Ontology annotation, cellular component: nucleus; proteasome regulatory particle, lid subcomplex; cytoplasm. The record is from RefSeq and is a predicted model, not a curated record. Bases 21 to 1217 code for a protein of 398 amino acids. Gene Ontology annotation, biological process: ubiquitin-dependent protein catabolic process. The transcript has 8 exons. Lineage: Eukaryota; Metazoa; Cnidaria; Anthozoa; Actiniaria; Edwardsiidae.